AGUUUUGUCUCUAUAGGCGGGACUGCAGGCGAUCUGGUUGGACAGCUACAGAGUGGGGCCCCGGUGACUGGCGUCGGUUCUUACGGACGGGACGCUCACAACAGGCGGAUCUUCAGCUGGUUAGCGGACGGAUCCUCAGGAUGCCUUCAAUUAAACUCCAGAGCUCUGAUGGAGAAAUAUUUGAAGUUGACGUGGAGAUAGCAAAACAAUCUGUAACAAUCAAGACUAUGUUGGAAGAUUUGGGGAUGGAUGAUGAAGGAGAUGACGAUCCAGUACCACUUCCAAAUGUUAAUGCUGCAAUUCUUAAAAAGGUGAUUCAAUGGUGCACUCAUCACAAAGAUGACCCUCCUCCUCCUGAGGAUGAUGAAAACAAGGAAAAAAGAACUGAUGAUAUACCAGUAUGGGAUCAGGAGUUCCUGAAAGUAGACCAAGGAACACUAUUUGAACUAAUUCUGGCUGCAAACUAUUUGGAUAUCAAAGGUCUGCUUGAUGUGACAUGCAAAACUGUGGCAAAUAUGAUCAAAGGUAAAACUCCAGAAGAAAUUCGUAAGACCUUCAAUAUCAAGAAUGACUUUACUGAAGAAGAGGAAGCACAGGUGCGCAAGGAGAAUCAAUGGUGUGAAGAAAAGUGAACAUUUCUCUGCCUAUUAUUGUCUUCUGAUAUACGGAAAGAUUUUUUUUUCAAAUGCUGUUGCACUGCACUGUUUUGUAAAUGUUAAUUAUUUGGAAAAUGCAGGGGAAAAGAGAAAAAAAGGAUAGCAUUUUGAUUGCAUGAUGGUUCCUUACUUGUUCAGACCCUAUGUUCUAGCCUUUAUCUUGCUGUUGGAUUGGAAGUGAUGUACGGUUUUAUCUAUUAUAAUAGAGUGACUUCAAGAGGAUUAGAAUGCGUAUGUGUUAUAAAAAUUUUAAAAGUGUUUACCAGACAAAGAUUCUUUUAAUACUAUAUACAUGUCUUUCUCUUGUCUGGAAGGCAAAUGAAAACAGCAGGGUAUGCAGUGAGGGGGUUUUGUUCAUAAAUUUAAGACAACAGGGCAAAUUUGUUUGAAUGAAGUAAACAUUUAAUUUUUCAAUAGAGUAAAACUAUAAAGGUUUACAGCAUGAAGAGCUUACUUGGUGUUGUUAAAUUAAUAAUCUUUUUCUCCUUUUAUGCUUUGAUUUUUGAUGCAAGUUGUAUUCUGUUGUUACUGAAAUUUAGCAAUGCAUUUGUGCUCAGGUCCCAGUGACCACUUUGUAUGCCAACCAGGACAAUGAUCAUCCUAAGUAUACUUGCUAGUGUGAUGAAUGCAUUGUGGCUUCUGAUUUUUUUUAAUAUAAUUGUAUACUUGAUUUAAUUGGUUUUUUUCUUACUCCACUGCAUUAUCCUGUAAUUGUCUUUGAUCUUUGUAAUAAACAGUAUCGUAUGUUAAAUUGGCCUAAAAUACUAUUGAUUGCUCCCAAAUAGGUUCUCUGGAAUGUUCAGCAACACAAAUUUAAUAUAAUUAAAUCAAUGCAACAGGCAAGAUAAAUGUUACAACUUUAAAUAGGAUCCUUCAGUUACUGGAUUUGUUACUUCUGCAUUACCACAAAUAUCUUUAAAAUAUUCCUGCUUUUCUGUAAUUAUUGUAUGAUUUGUGUGUCAUCUUAUUAUCUAAUAAAAUAGGC
This is a messenger RNA of Mobula hypostoma (lesser devil ray), 1641 nucleotides long. Its product is annotated as S-phase kinase-associated protein 1. The record is from RefSeq and is a predicted model, not a curated record. Gene Ontology annotation, biological process: SCF-dependent proteasomal ubiquitin-dependent protein catabolic process. Bases 141 to 632 code for a protein of 163 amino acids. The transcript is spliced from 6 exons. Lineage: Eukaryota; Metazoa; Chordata; Chondrichthyes; Myliobatiformes; Myliobatidae. Gene Ontology annotation, cellular component: nucleus; cytoplasm. Gene Ontology annotation, molecular function: cullin family protein binding.